Coniosporium apollinis CBS 100218 is the source of this 1047-nucleotide messenger RNA. RefSeq lists its product as uncharacterized. The transcript has 4 exons. Bases 1 to 1047 code for a protein of 348 amino acids. NCBI's taxonomy places the organism in Eukaryota, Fungi, Ascomycota, Dothideomycetes. The record is from RefSeq and is a predicted model, not a curated record. Gene Ontology annotation, biological process: polyketide metabolic process.
AUGCCUCCACACCUAUACCUCACCGCAGAGACGGAGGACUUCGACGCAGUGAUCAUGCAGCACUGGCGGGAGGAGGGCUUCGACGUCGCAUACCUCCCCUUCAACGGCGGCGGCCACGCCUACACAGCCGCACUCCAAAACCUCGCCGACGACCUCGAAGCCGGUGAAUCCUACGGCCUGAUCGCCUACGGCGCCCCCGCCUCCACCUGCCUCUCCAUCCACACAGAACCCCAGCCGCACCUCGCAGUGCUGGUGUGCUACUACCCGCCCUCGAUCGCGGAUCCACGGGCCCGGUACCCGGCGCACCUGCAGCUGGUGUUGCACCUCGCCGGGUCGCAGGGCUUCAACCCGGCCUUCGCGAGCUAUACGUAUCCCGGGACGGAGCCUGGGUUCGCGGAGCAUGACUUGGGAAGCUUUGAUAAGGUCGCGGCGGGGCUGGCGUGGUCGAGGAGCUUGGGGGCCGUGAGGAGGGGGUUUGGGGUUGAUGUUGAUUUGGAGGGGAUUUGGGAGGGGCAUCGCCCUUGGCGUACAGAAGAAUUCACGAACCGCGACGCAGCAGCGACAAUGGCGACGAUGGUAGCCGAGCCGUACGUGAACCACAUACCGACGCUCACGGGCGGCAUCGGCAAGCAAGAACUCUACCGCUUCUAUCGCGACUUCUUCAUCCCGUCGAACCCGCCCACGCUCAACAUCCGCCUCGUCUCGCGGACCAUAGGCGUGGAUCGCGUGGUGGACGAGAUGCUGAUCUCGUUCAGGCAUACCCAGGAGAUCCCGUGGAUGUUGCCGGGUGUGCCGCCGACGGAUAGGCAGGUGCAGGUUGCGUUGGUGAGCGUGGUGUGUAUUCGCGGCGGCAAGCUCUAUCAUGAGCAUAUUUACUGGGAUCAGGCGUCUGUGCUUGUGCAGAUAGGUGCGCUUGAUCCCAAGCUGGUUCCCGAUGGUUUAAAGAAGAGAGGCAUGGAGCGGUUGCCUGUUGUAGGAGAGGAGUCGGCGAUGAAGAUGAUUGACGAGAGUAGUGUGCCGAGCAACGAGCUGAUACCCGACUGGUAA